AAUCGUCACGCCCAACCCGUUCGUUUCCAUCCACAUAGUCCAUUGCGUUGAAUGGCACCAACUGCAAAGAACGAUAAGCUGCGUCAGACAAGUUACCAUUAAUUUAGCAAAGAAAAGAGGAUUCCACAUCAUAUUUUCAACUCCACACGUAUGAUAAUGAAGACAAUUCUGAUCUUAAGUCUUGUAUUAUUGAACAUACAAGUCUUAGUUGAGGCUGAUGAGCCGAAGACUGCAGAUGACUAUAUGAACAUGUGUAUUACCUUACCAGUAGAAGGGGCCAGCAAGACGGAAGCGUCACCUGAGCCAGAUUUGGAGUGCCCGAGUUUCAGAGAAAAGUCUUGCUGCAACACCAACGCAACUGCAGAUUUCCUGAAGACCCAUGUGUGGGAGUCAGUGAUAAAUUUCGACCACUGUCCAGGAAAACCACGCCUGUCACCGGACUGUGCGAGACUAAUGCACCAGGAAAUGUGCUUCUAUGCCUGUUCCCCAAAUCUCGGCCCGUGGAUUGUCAAGGCAUAUGCACAUCCGGAUUUGGACCACCUUAAUCAUGCACCUCUUUGUGCCAGCCAGUGUGAAGAAUGGUGGAAUGCUUGCAAAGAAGAAUACACCUGUCAUAAGGACUGGAUCACUGACAUGGUCUGGGGCAAACUUCACAGCUGCAAGAAGGACGCGGUGUGUAAGAAAUACAAAGAGUUCUACAGCUCUGCCGCCGACUUUUGCAGCACCAUAUGGCACGGCGACUAUAAGGUAGUCCCAGACUCGGAACCUUGCUUAGUAUUCACAUUUGACACCUCGAAAUCAAAUCCAAAUACCGCCGUGGCUCAGGCUGCUGCUGAAAAAAAGGCUACCGAAUAAAACGACGUUGUGGCUAAAUCUUGAAUUGAGUCGAAUUGUGCACUAGUAAAAUCUCCCUGCAUAAUUAUAAUAAAUGCACUAUGCAGAAAAA
Molecule: messenger RNA, 946 nt
Organism: Lingula anatina
Lineage: Eukaryota; Metazoa; Brachiopoda; Lingulata; Lingulida; Lingulidae
Product: folate receptor gamma
Cellular component (GO): external side of plasma membrane
Molecular function (GO): signaling receptor activity
Source: RefSeq, a predicted model, not a curated record